Messenger RNA from Cryptococcus deneoformans JEC21, 1841 nucleotides. Its product is annotated as ribonuclease H, putative. Gene Ontology annotation, biological process: DNA replication, removal of RNA primer. Lineage: Eukaryota; Fungi; Basidiomycota; Tremellomycetes; Tremellales; Cryptococcaceae. The record is from RefSeq and is a predicted model, not a curated record. The coding region runs from base 218 to 1183 and encodes 321 amino acids. The transcript has 9 exons. Gene Ontology annotation, molecular function: RNA-DNA hybrid ribonuclease activity; magnesium ion binding; nucleic acid binding.
GGAAACCCGUCUCACACUCACAGAUCAUCCAGUGCUUUCCCUGACUCUACCUCCACUCAAAGUGUCUCCUCGAUUCUCACGCCUAGUGCUGCCUGCAAGACGGCCUCCCCGUCUCUCUCCAGGCAUUUGGAGCACACUUUCAGCGCUUCGUAUCACUGUUUCUGGGAGACCGACAAUCGUAACUCCCCAGCAGCCACGCCCUAAAAUCGUCGCAGAUAUGGCUCCUAAGCCAGGAUUCUAUGCCGUUGCGACAGGCAGACAUCCGGGGGUCUACAAGACAUGGCCUGCGGCGGAGGAGCAAGUCAAGGGGUUUCCGAGUGCCAAAUACAAAAAGUUUGCCACUGAGCAAGAAGCAAAAGAUUUUGUCACUGCUGCCGGAGAUGCUCUUCCUUCCCAACCGCCUCCAAUUGGUAAAAGGAAACGAGCUGAAAUGGAAGACAGCAAAGCGCCACCCGUUGAUACCCAUUUUCAAGCCACUUCCCCGGCAACAGUGGCCUCACCUGCAUCUUUACCACCGAAAUUACAAAAGAUAGCUCAACAGGGUUUUAGUUUUACUAAGUCUGUUCCACAUUAUCUUGUUGUCUAUACAGAUGGCUCCGCCAAAGGAAAUGGACAAGUAGGCUCAAGAGCAGGAGCUGGGGUUUGGUGGGGCAGUCGAGGAGAAGCGUCUAAACAAAACUGGGCGGAGAGAGUCCCAGGAGAGCCACAAACUAACAACCGAGGAGAAUUGCUCGCUGUGAUACGAGCCAUUGAAAGAUGCCCUUUUCCCGAUAUCCCACUUGAAAUACGAUGUGAUUCCCAAUACACCAUCUCCUGUAUGACCAUUUGGCUUCCAAAAUGGAUGAAUAACAACUUUAGGAACAGUUAUAAACAAGAAGUCAUCAAUACAGAUUUGAUCAAACAUCUCCUAGUUCUUCUCAGGCGAAGAGGAGCAGCCGGGAGAGUCAAAUUCAAGUACGUGCCUGCGCACAGCGGAGUAGAAGGGAAUGAGGCGGCCGACAGGCUAGCGCGCACAGGCGGUGCAUUGCCUUUCGUUUCAGAUGAAAGUAACUGGCUUGAUCCAGAGGAUGAGGUCGUUCCUUGCGACUCAGAAACUAACCCAACAGAGGUUGAAUUGGAGAUUGAUGAAGAUUGGCUGAUGACCGCGGAAGAGUUAGCCGCACUCGAACAACAGCUUGUUUAGUACGCUUUGUAAUGGGACAAGUAGUAGUUCUUGUCUCAUGGAUCAGCUGCCAUGAAAGGAUGGACAUUCAUAUCCACCACGUAAUCGGAAAUCAAUCUGCUUUUUGGUCUAGUCCUACUGCCAUCGAUUCUUGCUUUAGCCUUUGCCUUUCGGUCUUCCUCUCUUCCCCCAUAGCUUUUUGCCUGGCUAUCCAUUCGGCUUUAUCCAUUUUGAUAGGGUUGGCGUUACUAGAGAGAUGUUAGAAGGUAUCAGAAGGGGGCAUAAAACCUACUGCUUGUGCGCUCUUGUCUUAGUAUGCUGGUCCCAUUCUCUCAAAAGUACUGAACAUGGAUUAUUGGGAGUUGAACAUACUUCGCAUAUUUUACGAGCGUUUAUACUUUGCCGACUAACCCAACGUAAGCACGAGAAGACCAUGAUCGGUGAGCGACUCACUCUGCAGUAUUCGGUACAAUGCCAUUUUCCUCCAAAGAAUGCAACAGCUCUUUUGCGUUCACAUGGCCCACCUCCAAAUUUGACGGUACUUUCUCUCGUUUCAAGAAUUUAUGCAAGAUUUCGGUUGCCAGUGGGACUCCUGUUUCCCCCCCAGGAACAACAUAUACUUCAACUUCGCCCCCCAAUGAGCGGGCUUCCCGCACCGCUGGCAAGAACUGCUUCUUUA